Messenger RNA from Manihot esculenta (cassava), 2226 nucleotides. RefSeq names its product cyclic nucleotide-gated ion channel 4. Lineage: Eukaryota; Viridiplantae; Streptophyta; Magnoliopsida; Malpighiales; Euphorbiaceae. The transcript is spliced from 7 exons. The record is from RefSeq and is a predicted model, not a curated record. Bases 77 to 2140 code for a protein of 687 amino acids.
AGCACUCUCCAAACAUUAGGACAACACCCACCCCCACAAACUUCCCUUGUCCACCAAAUACUUCUCUCUCUUUCUCAUGGCUACUGAUCAUCAAGAAAUCACACGUGCAUCGCACAUGCAUGAUUUCACAGACGAGGAUAGCCAAAAUGGAGGAAUAGAAGAAGAGAUAGAAGAUGAGGAGGAAGAAAGCACACGGGAUUACAUAAGUACGCUUUUCAAGGGUGGUGGCCAUGGUGGGAGUGGUGGCGGCGGUGGUGGAGGUUCUCGACGAAAAGGGUGGUCUUUAGGGCAAAUGUUGGACCCUAAAGCUAGAUGGAUUCAAGAAUGGAAUAGGGUUUUUCUUCUAGUGUGCGCCACUGGACUUUUUGUGGAUCCUCUCUUCUUCUACUCUCUGUCUGUUAGCGAUACCUGUAUGUGUCUCUUCAUCGACGGGUGGUUUGCUAUCAUGGUAACGGCUCUCCGGUGCAUGACUGACGCCUUGCACGUGUGGAACAUGUGGUUGCAGCUCAAAAUGGACAAGAAACUAUCUACUGGCGGCGGUAGUACCAAUGAAACUAGCGGUGGACCACGCUUGACAAGCCCUAGAUCAAUGGCCCUGAGGUAUCUCAAGGGAAAGAGAGGAUUUUUCUUUGAUCUGUUUGUCAUCCUCCCCCUUCCCCAGAUAGUGCUAUGGGUGGCAAUUCCUUCCUUAUUGGAGAAAGGUUCAGUGACAGCAGUGAUGACCAUAUUCUUGAUCAUAUUCCUCUUCCAAUAUCUUCCAAAGAUCUACCACUCCGUUUGCCUCCUUCGUCGCAUGCAAAAUCUCUCUGGUUACAUUUUUGGAACUGUUUGGUGGGGAAUUGCCCUCAACAUGAUUGCAUACUUCGUUGCCUCCCAUGCAGCAGGUGCAUGUUGGUACUUACUAGGGAUCCAAAGGGCAGCAAAAUGCAUGAAAGAACAAUGCAGAGAAACACACGGUUGUGGGCUGAGGUUAUUAUCUUGUAGAGAAACUAUUUACUAUGGAACAACAAGAAAUGUGAGAGAUGGAGCAAGAUUAGCAUGGGCAGACAAUAAGUUAGCCAGGGCUACAUGCUUAGACAGCAGUGAUAAUUAUGACUAUGGAGCUUAUAAAUGGACUGUUCAACUCGUCACCAACAAUAGCAGAUUAGAGAAAAUACUCUUUCCUAUCUUCUGGGGCCUAAUGACUCUCAGCACUUUUGGAAACCUGGAGUGCACAACAGAAUGGUUGGAAGUUGUUUUCAACAUCAUUGUUCUUACAAGUGGACUCAUUUUGGUCACCAUGUUGAUUGGAAACAUCAAGGUUUUCUUGCAUGCAACAACAUCAAAAAAGCAAGCAAUGCAGUUGAAAAUGAGGAAUAUAGAGUGGUGGAUGAGGAAGAGACGCAUGCCUCAAGAAUUCAGGCACCGUGUUCGAAACUAUGAGCGGCAGCGGUGGGCAGCAAUGCGAGGCGUCGAUGAAUGUGAGAUGAUCAGGAACCUCCCUGAGGGACUUAGGAGGGAUAUCAAAUAUCAUCUCUGCCUGGAUUUAGUAAGGCAGGUCCCGCUUUUCCAACAUAUGGAUGAUCUGGUCCUCGAGAACAUUUGCGACCGUGUGAAGUCUCUCGUUUUCACAAAAGGAGAAACAAUAACUAGAGAAGGAGACCCUGUCCAAAGAAUGCUAUUUGUGGUGAGGGGUCAUCUCCAGAGCAGCCAAGUUCUGAGAGAUGGCGUCAGGAGUUGCUGCAUGUUAGGUCCUGGGAAUUUCAGUGGCGACGAGCUAUUGUCCUGGUGCCUAAGAAGACCCUUUAUAGAACGUUUACCACCAUCUUCAUCGACACUAGUGACCCUAGAGACAACAGAGGCAUUUGGGCUGGAAGCUGAAGAUGUGAAAUAUGUGACCCAACAUUUCAGGUACACAUUUGUUAAUGAAAGAGUGAAGAGAAGUGCGAGAUACUAUUCACCAGGAUGGAGAACUUGGGCAGCUGUGGCAAUUCAAUUGGCUUGGAGAAGGUAUAAGCAUCGUUUGACGCUUACUUCAUUGUCGUUUAUAAGGCCAAGAAGACCUUUAUCUCGCUGCUCUUCCUUGGGGGAGGAGAGGCUCAGGCUUUAUACAGCUUUGUUAACUUCACCCAAGCCAAAUCGGGAUGAUCUUGACUUUUGAAAGCAGAAAAUAAGAAAAUUUGCUCAUGUAUGGAUAUUUCAGAAGGCAAAUUAAGAGUAACAAUGAUGAAAAUUUCUUUAAAUUUC